This is a messenger RNA of Dermatophagoides pteronyssinus (European house dust mite), 1084 nucleotides long. RefSeq lists its product as uncharacterized. NCBI's taxonomy places the organism in Eukaryota, Metazoa, Arthropoda, Arachnida, Sarcoptiformes, Pyroglyphidae. The record is from RefSeq and is a predicted model, not a curated record.
AUCAUCUUAUCAUCAUCAUCAUCAUCAUAAUGGUGGUGGUCAAUAUCCAAAAACAUUUCAAUCACUGCCAACAUCAUCAAAUUUAAGAUUUGCUUCUUCGGCUUCUUCAGCUGCUGCUGCUGCUUUGGUAUCGCCAACUUCAUGGACAUCAUCGUCGACAAGAUCUUCAAGACCAUAUUAUCAACGAAAAUUUUUUCGUCCAUUUCAUACGUUACAAACAGGGAGAAAUUCCUUGAAAUCAUCGAAUAAAGAUAAUAUUUUUGCAGCAAGUGAACAAUCAAUAAUCCAAAGAUCCGCUCAUCAACAAAAUUCGAAUCAUUCGACAAAACAAUCGAUACUAUCGAUAAAUAAUACUGCCAUUCCAUUCGAAUCAUUUGAUGAUUCUUUAAUUGUUCGAUCAAUCGACGAUGAUGACCAGGAUUCAAUCGAUUAUAACGAUGAUAAUGAUGAUGAAAUGGAUCAAGAAUCCGAUGAUAAUGAUCAAAUGAUUAAAAUGAAUCGUUUAAAAUCCGAAUCAUCAAUAUUAUCGAUACGUUUGAUUGAUCGUAUACGUUCAUAUCCAUUUAAUGAUAAUAAUGAUAUGGAAUUAAAUCAUUGUAAUCAAUUAAUUUCAUAUGAUUUAAAAUUAAAUCAAACAUCAUCAUCAUCAUUACGACCAAUCAUGGAACAACGUAUUGUAAUUGAAACGGAACAUUUAGAACUUUAUCUACGAAUUUAUUCAUCAUCAUCAGCAACAACAAAUCAUCAUCAAAAAUCAUUUGUUCUCGAUUCUUCUUCAUCAUCAUUGAAUGAAUCGAUGACCAAUGUUGAUAAUGGUAAUGAUAAUAACGAUGGUAAUGGUAAUGAUAAUGGUGACGGCAAUUGUCGACAAAUGCUUCAAACACAAUUAUUAUCAACAAAAUCAUCGAUAUUCGAUUUAUCUACAAAUACAUUUAACGUUAGCUGCCAUCUAGUGUACGGACCUCAAUUUCAAUGUGUUCUAUUUACCUUUACAACUCAUCAUUUUUCAUCAAUUUUUCGUCAUUCAACAAUGUAUCAAAAAGAACAAUUUUGUGGUAUGACUGUUUUGAAAUUUGUAAGUUAA